Messenger RNA from Danio rerio (zebrafish), 1814 nucleotides. RefSeq names its product tumor necrosis factor, alpha-induced protein 1 (endothelial) (gene tnfaip1). Lineage: Eukaryota; Metazoa; Chordata; Actinopteri; Cypriniformes; Danionidae. The record is from RefSeq and is marked provisional. Gene Ontology annotation, biological process: protein homooligomerization. Gene Ontology annotation, cellular component: endosome; nucleus; cytoplasm.
AGGUAUUUUCCCUGUUUUUAAAUGGUCUGAUAGAACUGUUUAUGCGUUUCUUUUUCAAAUAUGGUUGAAGUAAAACAGCGGAGUUGAAGAACUGUCGACUUCAGUUACUCGCCGACGAGUUAUACUGCGGCAGAGCGGUUAAUGUGUAGCAUGUAGGUUUGGCAUCACGAUCAGCCUGGCCAGCAGCAUUCACCACGGCAGGGGAAAUCAGACCCAUCGUGUGCAGGGUGGUUAUCUACCUACAGAGGGACAUGUCAGGAGAGAGCUGCCUGCACCAGCUUCAGCCACACACCGGGCCCAUCCUGCCAGUCUCUUCAGUGGGCUGCCCCAAGACUAACACCUGCACCUACCGUGGUGUGACCGGAAAUAAGUACGUUCAGCUCAAUGUUGGUGGAAAUCUGUACUACUCCACACUGCAGGUGCUCACUAGACAGGACACCCUGCUGAGAUCCAUGUUCAGCGGCAAGAUGGAGGUGCUCACAGAUAAGGAAGGUUGGAUCCUAAUAGAUCGCUGUGGGAAACACUUUGGCUCCAUUCUCAGCUAUCUCCGUGAUGGAUUUGUGAAUUUGCCAAAAAGCAGACAGAGCAUCAUGGAGCUCCUAGCAGAGGCCAAGUAUUACCAGAUUCAGGGCUUGAUAGACUUGUGCCAGAAGGAGCUACAGGACAAUAAGGAAAAGGCUCUGUGUGUAAUCCCGGUCAUAACAUCUCCUAAAGAGGAGGAGAGACUGAUACAAGCAUGUGUGAGGCCUGUUGUAAAGCUUCUAUACAAUCGAGGAAAUAACAAAUAUUCCUAUACAAGCAACUCUGAUGACAACCUGCUCAAGAAUAUCGAGCUGUUUGAGAAGCUGUCUCUGAGCUACAGCGGUCGUGUGCUCUUCAUUAAAGAUGUAAUUGGAGAUGAAAUUUGCUGCUGGUCUUUUUACGGACAGCACCGCAAACUUGCUGAGGUCUGCUGCACAUCCAUCGUUUAUGCUACUGAGAAGAAGCAAACAAAGGUUGAGUUUCCAGAAGCACGAAUCUACGAGGAGACGCUAAACGCCUUGCUCUAUGAGACUCUCCCCAUCCCAGAUUACUCUCUGCUAGAAGCCACCCGCAGACGCACCAAUUGCUGCUCCCACAGUGAAGAGGAGGAGGCCGUGGAGCUGAGAGAGCGUGUGCGCCGCAUCCACAUUAAACGAUACAGCACAUAUGACGACAGACCACUUGGACAUUAGCCCAACUGUGAGGCUUCCAAGACACUUUAUAAAUAUAUCCUUUUAACCAGUGCCUCUUUUGUAGAUCUGUGGAGAACACUAGAUCUCAAGCACAGUUUAACCACUCUUUAACUUCACUACCGGAACAGAUUACAGCUUUUUUUAUUUAUCUCUUUUUCCUUUUUUUAUAUCGUAGGGAGCUUGACAAUCAAAGCUUUUGAUGAAAUGCUGCUUGAACUUUGCGUGAACAUAACAAAACAAGGAUGAUCAUGAAUUCGCAUCAGUUCCUAAAUUUUAACUUAUUUACCUCAUUUUUUGUUAUUUUAGGAGAAAAGUUUGUUAUUAAAUUGUGAUUACUAAUCUAAUCAGAGAAUGUUUUGCCAGGAUGAGUCUGCCAAGUACAUCAGUUGAGUUCUACUAACCAUACAGGAUCAUAUACUACAUUUCAAUCUUGCAUUAUGCCUAUAUUAAUCAUCCUUACUGUGAUUUUAAGAUGAUUAGUGUGUAUAUUAUAUGGUAUUGGGUGUGUUACAUUUGGGGAAAUAAUUGCAGUGUAUGAUUUUAAGAGUGUGACAAUGUGAUGCCCUCAGAAUGUGUUUUUGAAUGAAUGACUGAACGAGA